AUGGAAGGACAUCACCGCCGCCACGGACAUUCAAGCCAUCGGGGCGAUAAACACGAUGACACGAAAAGAGCUGAAGAACAACGCGAUGACCCGGAAUACCAAGAAAAAUUGACUAAGGAGUUGAAAGAGCGUAGACGUAGAAAAGAAAGACGCAAAAUGGCUCGAAAAGCUGUUGACUCUAAGAUGGGUUCACCAUGGUGGUCUGAAUUGAAUGCUUCGGAGGUUCUAGCCCGAGAGUGGAUGGCCGCAGAAAGAGAAGAAAGGGUGUUACGUGACGCUGACGAAUGGAACAAGAUCCAUGAGUUCAAUAAGAUUACUCAAUCCGCUCAUGAUAGAAAAUGGAAAUAUUCCGCUUUUGCUGAGGUGGAGAGAAAAUUCAAGAUUAAAAAGGCAAAGAGAGAUGAAGAAAAGAGAGAAAGAGAACACAAACUCGAAGAAGCAUGGAAUCGCGAGUUCUACCGCUGGAAUGCCGAGCUGGAGGCUGCAGGUAUCCAAGACGGCCGAUACACAAGACCUGAUGAAGACGGUGUUAUUUGGUCCCCUCAAAGCCUUUUAAAUAUCGAUAAUGAUAUUAGGAAGAUGCAUCUCGAAAAAUGUAUGCCAAGUAUUCAAGAGCCUGAAAAGAGAGGUAGACACUGCAUGGACUGCAAAGAUGAAAAAGAGGUUGGUCGUUUCUGGAAUGAGGUCCGCCGGUUCAAACUCUAG
This is a messenger RNA of Botrytis deweyae, 705 nucleotides long. RefSeq lists its product as uncharacterized. The transcript has a single exon. The record is from RefSeq and is a predicted model, not a curated record. NCBI's taxonomy places the organism in Eukaryota, Fungi, Ascomycota, Leotiomycetes, Helotiales, Sclerotiniaceae. Bases 1 to 705 code for a protein of 234 amino acids.